Exophiala mesophila is the source of this 597-nucleotide messenger RNA. RefSeq lists its product as uncharacterized. The record is from RefSeq and is a predicted model, not a curated record. Bases 1 to 597 code for a protein of 198 amino acids. NCBI's taxonomy places the organism in Eukaryota, Fungi, Ascomycota, Eurotiomycetes, Chaetothyriales, Herpotrichiellaceae. The transcript has a single exon.
AUGUGCCGAUACGUCCUCGAGACCUGCCCUUACCCCGAUCAAGAUCCGGUUACUGCUCUGAUCUUUGAACCUACCAAGCUCAAGCUGUGGGAAAUCUGCGAACUGCCAACAGCAUGGGGUCGCCUCAGCUGCGGCAAUCUUGUCAUCCAACAUUCACUCUCUCCAGCUGAGCAAAUCGUGUCUACGCCAGUCAAAGCUAUCCUUACCACUCAUUCCAAUCUUCCCUCCGAAUCAGAUUCAUGCCUCAAGACAAACUUGGCACACGUACCUCAUCCUUCAACCGACAGCGCCUAUGUCGCCACCAAUAUUCAAAUGAAGCAGCCUCAAGAGACCGCAGCAUGUGUCUGGUGUUCUGCAGUCAUGAAGUACGCGGCCACCAAGUCAAAUGAAGUCCGAGCCUUAGCUCAAAAGUCACUUGAUGAAAUUGAAAGAGUCAUGGACACGAGCGAGGAGCUGAGAGCGAUCCAGAGAGACAUUCAUAUCAAGACUCAAGAGCUGAACUCUCUGAGGCACGUCGCUUGGGCUUUGUCACGUGAGCAAUGGGAGGACAAGCUGGUCAAAGACACUCAAGAAGAGAAGGAUAACUCUGACAGUUAG